Molecule: messenger RNA, 4128 nt
Organism: Pogoniulus pusillus (Red-fronted tinkerbird)
Lineage: Eukaryota; Metazoa; Chordata; Aves; Piciformes; Lybiidae
Gene: CDH10
Product: cadherin 10
Exons: 12
Coding region: 439-2808 (789 amino acids)
Biological process (GO): adherens junction organization; cell-cell adhesion mediated by cadherin; multicellular organism development
Cellular component (GO): catenin complex; plasma membrane; adherens junction
Molecular function (GO): cadherin binding; calcium ion binding
Source: RefSeq, a predicted model, not a curated record
CUCUGAAUGAAAGGCAGUCAGAGUGAGAGCUCCCCCUUAGCUUUAGUUCCCAGCUGUCCAGAGUGAAGUGAUGCUGGGAGAAAAAAAAAAGCCGGAGUUAGAUCCAAGUAGGAUCAGUCUUAGGAAAUAGAAGCAAGGAAAACAAGAAGAAGAAGAAGAGAAGACAUCAAAAAACCCUCAACCCCCCCCCCCAAAAAAGAAAACAAAUCAGGACUCUACCAGCUCUGGCUACAGUUUGCUUGGGGUGGACACUAAUUCACAACCUCAGCAGCAGAAAGAUAAAGGACUGGGUUAUUAUGCACAGCUCAGAGAUGAGUUGCUGGGAGCUGCUGGGCUGCAUCAGCAUCUAGAGGCGUAAAAAGCAAGCAGGGGGGAAACAAAAGCAUCGACUCCACCACCACCACCGAGCUGCUGCAAGAGGAUCAGCAGUGGAGAGCUAUGACAACACAGCAAGUCCUGCUGCUGCUGCUGCUCUGGAUGUGGCUGCCACAGCCUUGCCAUGCAGAAAUGCUCUUCAGAAGGACUCCUGAUCUCAGAGCCAAAAGCUUUGGAGGACGUUCCCCAGGGCAUGAGGGGAAGACAAUUCACCGCCAGAAGCGAGGCUGGAUGUGGAACCAGUUUUUCCUUCUGGAGGAGUACACAGGAUCUGAUUAUCAGUAUGUAGGCAAGCUUCAUUCUGACCAGGACAAGGGAGAUGGCUCACUCAAAUACAUCUUGUCAGGAGAUGGUGCUGGCACCUUGUUCAUUAUUGAUGAGAAAACAGGGGACAUCCAUGCCACUAGGAGGAUUGACAGGGAAGAAAAAGCCUUUUACACCCUGCGUGCCCAAGCUAUUAACAGAAGAACUUUGAGACCAGUGGAACCCGAGUCUGAGUUUGUCAUCAAGAUCCAUGACAUCAAUGACAAUGAACCAACCUUCCCAGAGAAGAUUUACACUGCCAGUGUGCCUGAAAUGUCAGUUGUGGGUACUUCUGUGGUGCAAGUUACAGCUACAGAUGCUGAUGACCCCUCCUAUGGAAACAGUGCCAGGAUCAUUUACAGCAUCCUCCAAGGACAGCCCUAUUUCUCCGUGGAACCAGAAACAGGCAUCAUCAGGACUGCCCUGCCCAACAUGAACAGAGAAAACAGGGAGCAGUACCAAGUAGUCAUCCAGGCAAAGGACAUGGGAGGCCAGAUGGGUGGAUUAUCAGGGACCACCACCGUGAACAUCACUUUAACCGACGUCAACGACAAUCCGCCUCGCUUCCCCCAGAGUACCAUCCACCUCCGAGUGCCGGAGUCCUCCCCAGUUGGGACAGCGAUCGGCAGCGUCAAAGCCACAGACGCAGACGCUGGGGAGAACGCAGAGGUGGAGUACAGGAUCGUGGAUGGAGAUGGGACAGAUAUGUUUGACAUCAUGACCCAGAAGGACACCCAGGAGGGCAUCAUCACUGUGAGGAAGCCACUAGACUAUGAGACAAGAAGACUUUACACCUUGAAAGUGGAAGCUGAGAACACCCACGUGGACCCACGCUUCUAUUACCUUGGGCCUUUCAAAGACACAACCAUUGUGAAGAUCUCUGUGGAAGAUGUAGAUGAACCACCAGUCUUCAGCAGGUCCUCUUAUCUCUUUGAGGUGCAUGAGGAUAUCGAGUUGGGGACCAUCAUAGGGACAGUAAUGGCACGGGACCCUGACUCAGCCUCGAGUCCAAUCAGGUUUUCUCUGGAUCGUCACACUGACCUUGACAGGAUAUUUAAUAUCCACUCUGGCAAUGGAUCCAUCUACACCUCAAAGCCACUAGACCGCGAGAUCUCACAGUGGCACAACCUUAGUGUCAUAGCAGCUGAGAUCAACAACCCCAAAGACACAACUCGUGUUCCUGUCUACGUAAGGAUUCUGGAUGUCAAUGACAAUGCUCCCCAGUUUGCUGUCUUCUACGACACUUUUGUCUGUGAAAAUGCCAGAGCUGGACAGCUUAUUCAAACUAUAAGUGCAGUAGACAAAGAUGAUCCUCUGGGUGGACAGAAGUUCUUCUUCAGUUUAGCUGCUGUGAAUCCUAACUUCACUGUGCAGGACAAUGAAGACAACACUGCCAGGAUUUUGACAAGGAGGAAUGGCUUCAGUCGACACGAAAUAAGCACCUACCUUCUACCAGUGGUGAUCUCAGACAACGACUACCCCAUCCAGAGCAGCACUGGCACCUUGACCAUCCGCGUGUGCGCCUGCGACAGCCGCGGCAACAUGCAAACCUGCAGCGCCGAGGCGCUGCUGCUGCCUGCUGGCCUCAGCACAGGGGCAUUGGUGGCCAUUCUCCUCUGCAUCAUUAUCCUGCUGGUUAUCGUGGUGCUGUUUGCUGCUCUGAAGAGGCAACGCAAGAAGGAGCCUUUGAUCCUCUCCAAAGAGGACAUCAGAGACAACAUCGUGAGCUACAACGACGAAGGCGGCGGCGAAGAAGACACCCAAGCCUUUGAUAUCGGCACGCUGCGCAACCCUGCCGCGAUCGAAGACAAGAAGCUCCGGCGAGACAUUCUCCCCGAGGCCUUAUUUGUGCCACGGAGGACUCCUUCAGCCCCUGACAACACAGACGUCCGGGAUUUCAUUCACCAAAGGCUGAAGGAGCACGACUCGGAUCCUUCCGCGCCGCCCUACGACUCGCUGGCCACCUACGCCUACGAGGGAAACGAUUCCAUAGCUGAAUCCUUGAGCUCCUUGGAGUCAGGCACUACCGAAGGAGACCAGAACUAUGAUUACCUCCGAGAGUGGGGGCCUCGGUUUAACAAGCUAGCUGAGAUGUAUGGCGGGGGAGAGAGCGACAAGGACGCUUCUUAACCCACUGGAGACCUCCUUUUCUUCUGUUGGUUUCCUUCGGGUGGAAUUUUCCAGACACUUUCUGCACUCGACAGGAUUUAACAUCCAGGAGAAGUUACUUUUUGUUUCCCUGCCACUCAGCACAGCGAUUUCCUUUUCCAGUUUGAUUUGUCCAUUGCUGUCAGUUCAUUCUUUCUAGUAGAAUGCCACUUGGAAUGACAGACAGCAGUUUGUUUUAAUCACUUUCCAAGAGCCAAAAACAAACAAACUAUGGGAAUUCAGUGUUGUCCAUUCUUUAGAACCAGUCAGGGUUGGAAAGGACCACAAGGAUCAUCUAGUUCCAACCUCUCCUCUCUCUUGCCAUGGGCAGUAAGGAAAAGAGACAAUAUCUUUACCUUCAGAAAUUGGAGCGGGCUGAGAAUCCCUCCAAGCAACCUCAUGUCCGAGCUGCUUCUCUUAGGUUCAUGUCCCAUCCUUGUAAGUGCAGCUUUUGAGGUGGCAAAGAAGAAUACAAUGAAAUAAAGUGAGAUCAAAUGAAAAUAAAAGGAGAUCAAAUGAAAAUAAAAGGACAUAAAAUGAAAAUAAAAGGAGAUCAAAUGAAAAUAAAAGGAGAUAAAAUGAAAAUAAGAGGAGAUCAAAUGAAAAUAAAAGGAGAUCAAAUGAAAAGGAGAUCAAAUGAAAAUAAAAGGAGAUCAAAUGAAAAUAAAAGGACAUAAAAUGAAAACAUUAAAGUAAAACAUUAAAAAUGAAUAAGACAAGAUAAAAUAAAAUAACAGUGCAAUGAAAUAAAGUGAAAUGAAAUAACACAAAACAAAACAAAGCAAAGCAAAAUGAAACAAAAUGAAACAGAAAUGAAACGAAACAAAACAAAAGUUAAACGAAAUGAAACAAAACAAAACAAAAUGAAACCAAACCAAACUAAAAUCAAAUCGAAACAAAACAAAAUCAAAACAGAAGAAAACAAAAUCAAAUCAAACCAAAACCAAAACAAAGCAAAAAUGAAACAAAAAUAAACCAAACCAAACCGAAACAAAAUCAAGACAAAACAAAAUCGAGGCAAAACAAAAUAGAGGCAAAACAAAAUCGAGGCAAAGCAAAAUGAAACCAAAACAAAACAAAAGAAAGUCAACACAAAAAUAAAAGCAAAACAAAAACAAAGUAAAACAAAAUGAAAUGAAAUGAAGCAAAAUCGAAACAAACCAAAAUCAAAUUAAAGCAAAACAAAUUCAAAGCAAAACAAAAUCAAAGCAAAGCAAAACAAAAUGAAGCAAAACUAAACCAAAAUAGAACAAAAUCAAUACAAAGCAAAACAAAACAGAAACAAAGCAAAGCAAAACAUAA